AUGUUGACACCAAUUAAGAUACAGAGUAGGACUCCAGCAGCUAUACAACUUACUGCCGAACAGAUUGUCCUUGAAUCUGUGUCUAGAGUUAAAGAUCGCCCACGUUUAAUUGGGCAAAACAUGAAUUCUGAACAAGAAAAUGCAGAUUUAAUCUUCAGAAGAAGACAAGCUUGGGAACAAAGUGUUAGAAGGAACUUAUGCACUCAUAAUACAUUCAUUAGAUAUGCAAUUUGGGAAGAACAAAACGGUGAAAUCGAAAAUGCAAGAAAUGUUUUCGAAAGAGCGCUCAAAUUUACCGAAUAUAAAGAACAAACAGUGUGGAAUUGCUAUGUCGACAUGGAAUUGCGACAUAAACAGUUUAAUUACGCCAGAAAUUUAUACGAAAGAGCAGUAACUCUUUUACCAAGAUACGAUGAAUUCUGGCUUCGCUAUGCCCAACUUGAGAUCAGUAUUUCUAAUUUUGAAAACGCGAGAAAAAUUUUCCAAAGAUGGCUUGCUUGGGAACCUCCAGCUCAUGCAUUCCUUACAUUUGUUGAGUUUGAAACUAAACUCAAAGAGUUUUCACGCGCCAGAUCAGUUUUCGAACGAUUACUUAUUAUUCACCCAUUUCCAGAGAGUUAUUUGCGAUAUGCUGAUUUCGAGAUCCGCCUACAUCAAUCAGGUAGAGCUCGCAGUGUUUUCGAGCGUGGUUUGAACUCUUUUGGCGAGAAAAACCUUGGUGAGACUUUUUUAAUCAAAUUUGCAGAAUUUGAAGAAGACCAAGGUGAAAUAGACCGUGCUCGUGCAAUUUAUAAGCUCGGAUUAUCAAAAUUACCAGAAACUUCUUCUCAUGAUAUUUAUCCAGCGUAUUUACAAUUCGAAAAACGAUUUGGCGGUAAUACACAGAUUGAAGAUGCCGUCAUAGAUAAAAAGCGAGCACAAUACAAGCAAUUUCUCGAUCAAAAUCCCAAUGAUUACGAUACAUGGUUUGAAUUAUGCCAAUUACUAGUCGAAAGCUCAAGAAUUGACGAAGCGAGGAUGGCAUUUACAGAUGCAGAGUCCCACAAACCUCCAGUGGUCGAUGAAAAGGAACAAUGGAGCAAAUACGUUCAAGUUUGUCUUCAACAUGCCAUAUUUGAAGAAAAAGUUGCUAAAAAUUACGAUAACGCACGAGAAGCUUACAGAAAAUUAAUUUCUACGGUUCCAAACAAAAAAUUCACUUUUUCACGAAUGUGGAUUCUUUACGCCUUCUUUGAGGUCAGGCAAGAGAACAUCCAGAUGGCACGAGACAUAUUCGGCACUGCUCUUGGUAUUUGCAAGAAAUAUCAGCUGAAAUGUUGCUCAAUUUACAGAUCUUACAUAGAAAUGGAAGGAUUGCUUCAGAACUUCGACAAAGUCCGUAAACUAUACCAAGACUUCAUAGAAAAAGAGCCGCAAUUCCUUUUGGCGUGGACAAGAUUCGCGAUGUUUGAAGUUCGACGAGGAAACGAAGAUUCCGCACGAGAAAUACUGGAAAAGGCUGUUAAUUGCGAAUACAUUGAAGAAAAGGACUUAAUAUGGUCAACUUACAUUGAUUUCGAAAGUCACAUUGGAAAUCUCGAAAAAGUUUCACAACUUUACCAGAAUCUUACUGAAACAAGCAACAAAUUCGAGACAUGGAGAGAUUGGAUAUCAUUUGAAGCAGGAACGAAAGGGAAAGUUGAUUACGCGAGACAAUUGUUUUCAUUGGCUGAAGAAAAGAUGUCGUCAGAUAAAUUAUCACGUGCAAAGAUAAGAAAACUUCGUGUUGAGUUUGAAGAAGAAUUUGGAGAUGAAGAAACACGAAAUGCAGUAGAUGCUGCUUUACCAAAGGAAAUCGAUGGCGAAUUAGUUUUCCCAGAAGAAGGAGAAGAUGCAGCAAGAAAUCUCCUCGAAGCUGCAGCAGAAUGGAAUCUCGAAGAAGAAAAAUAA
Molecule: messenger RNA, 1929 nt
Organism: Trichomonas vaginalis G3
Lineage: Eukaryota; Parabasalia; Trichomonadida; Trichomonadidae
Product: pre-mRNA splicing factor family
Exons: 1
Coding region: 1-1929 (642 amino acids)
Biological process (GO): spliceosomal complex assembly; mRNA splicing, via spliceosome
Cellular component (GO): nucleus; precatalytic spliceosome; U2-type catalytic step 2 spliceosome
Molecular function (GO): protein binding
Source: RefSeq, a predicted model, not a curated record